AUGGCCGUGCCCUGGGGUACAUUAUCCGACCAUAUCGGGCGCAAGCCGAUUAUCAUCUCCGGCCUGACUUGUACCAUGCUCUUGUCGAUAAUGCUAGGCAUGUCUCAGACGCUCGGCAUGGUGCUUGCAUCGCGGGCCUUGAUCGGUCUAAUGAACGGGAAUGUCGGUAUUAUCCGAACCAUGGUCGCAGAGAUCGUCCCUGAGCGGGAACUGCAGCCUCGUGCGUUUAGUAUCAUGCCUAUGGUCUGGACGAUUGGGAGUAUCUUUGGCCCCGCGUUUGGAGGUGCAUUGGCACGACCAGCGGAAAAAUAUCCUGGGCUUUUCGGGGAUUCGGUCUUUUUGAGACGGUUUCCUUUUGCGUUACCGAAUUUAUUGUCCGCGGUGUUCUUUAUUGUUGGUAUUACGACGGGCAUUUUGUUCUUGCAGGAGACCUUGGAAACGAAAAAGGAUCGAUAUGAUCCCGGUCUUGCGCUGGGUCAGGCACUUACUAGCUCGUGCGUUUCGAGGAAGCGUCAGGUUGGAUCUAAAGAUCUGGAUGAAGAACGGACGGUUUUACUUCCUCGCAAGCACCCGAGGACGAAAGCUGUUGAGAAGCCGGUUAGCUGGUCCCAGGUCUUUACUCCACAGUCAAAUAUUGUGCUGGUGUCUUACACUUUGAUGUCGGGCCUCGGCAUGGCGUUCGAUUCGGUGUUUCCAGUCUUUUUGCAUUAUCCUGUGCAAGAUAUUCACAAUAAUCCUGAUGUGAAGCUGCCCUUCAAGUUUGCAAGUGGAUUCGGAAUUGGUGAGUCCUCCUCUUUAGUCAACAUUCAACACCAAACACUGUACUAA
Penicillium maclennaniae is the source of this 828-nucleotide messenger RNA. RefSeq names its product glutamate carboxypeptidase. Gene Ontology annotation, molecular function: transmembrane transporter activity. The transcript has a single exon. Lineage: Eukaryota; Fungi; Ascomycota; Eurotiomycetes; Eurotiales; Aspergillaceae. The record is from RefSeq and is a predicted model, not a curated record. Gene Ontology annotation, biological process: transmembrane transport. The coding region runs from base 1 to 828 and encodes 275 amino acids.